Lymnaea stagnalis (great pond snail) is the source of this 25849-nucleotide messenger RNA. Lineage: Eukaryota; Metazoa; Mollusca; Gastropoda; Lymnaeidae. The record is from the annotation of a GenBank genome assembly.
GUGACGUUGUGAUCCGGGAAUUUAGCGAUUUCGUCGAAUGCGGAUAAUUAUUAAAAAAAAGACAGAAUAAGGUAACAAUAAACAAGUUUCUUUUUAAUUAACAAAUUCUUCAGGUUUCUUUAUAAAGAACUCGUAUUUGUGUAGAAGCUUAAAUUUCUCGAAAAUGAAAUAAAAUUCACUAAGCUCUAGGUUACAUGCUAAUAAUCAAGAUUUUUCUUUUUAUGGUUGGACGUACCUAAUACCGAUAACGGGAAAGGAAUUACACUUCUCAAUCUGAAGGCCUUCGUUAUGAUUAUCGAACAAUUUCUUCAUCCAAAUCAGCUUUAUCACUAUAGGUUGCAUUAAUUAUUCAGAUUAUUAAUUCUAGUUAGCAUAUUGAUAUUUUUGUAAUACUUCAUUAGGUAAGUACGAAGUGAAAAAAUUCAAAAUAAUUUUGGAAUAAUUUUUUCGAAGUGGAUGCGUACACCGCGGCGGUGUACCUAGCGAAACCAUCGGCUUCGGCCUGCGUAAACCGCGGCGGUGUACCUAGUGAAAUCGUGGGCUUUGGCCUGGGUACACCGCGGCAAAAAAUUUACCAUUGGCCUGGUUUUAAGAUAUACUUGUUGGAGAGGAUCUUGUGUGGUCAAGUGGUAGAGUGGACGCUUGGCGAUAAUAUAGUUUGAGAUCAAUUCUCAGUAGGGGAUCGAGUUUUUUUCCUCCCAUUUUAGUUUUAAAAUAUUUUGUAGCAAUUGAAACAAUUUAAAUAUAUGUUUAAAUAUUAUAUUAAAUACACUUUAUAUAUUUAUUUAUAUAUAUAAGUGUUUCAACAAGUUGUGCCGGCCUUUGACUUUGAAAAUACCGGUAACUUUAGUAAUAAGACUUUAGACAUUUGAAAACAAACUUAAAGUUUCUGAAAGCGCAUGUAAUACAUGAUGAUCAUGUAUAACAGAAACAUUAUGAAUACUAAGUGACUGAUAUUCUAUUGUAUUUCAACAUUCUUCGUAUAGUUGAAUAUUUACAUUUUACUUUUACGAACAACCAAAGAAAAUACCAGUAUGAAUAAUAUUCAUGCAUAUGAAUAUUAAUGUGCAUGGUCGUAUUUCAACCUUGAACCAUCUUGCUUUCACUAUGCCUUAUGCAUUGGCAAAAUGUACAUACGAUAUCAAAGGUUCAUUCACAACACUCAGUCUCACAGCAAAUCUUUUGAAAACACCUCGAUUUUAGAAACUUGCGGAGCGGUAGCAAACUGUAUAGCAAAGCCAUAGGUCUGCGUUUACCCUUUUCAUGACGUAAUUUGUUUCCAGAAUGGCAUGGCAUGUGCUAUUCUCAGGGUAAAACACGACGUUUUCUCACAGAAACCAUUGCACAAUGCGCCUGGGACAGGAUUUGCACUAUGUCAAAGUUUUUGUAUUUGUUGUUGUUUUUUUUUUUUAAGAAAUCGAUCCUUGCCGGGGAGUGGGGGGUGGUGGUGAGUUAUGGGCAGAGGCUUAACCAAAAAGAGGGCAUUCACAAAUCACGGCUCAGGAUAGGGGUUGUCCACAAAGGACGUCCGCACAACCAACUUACCUUUUGCAUCCCCCCUCCCUCUGCCUGCAUUUUUUUUACUAAUGUGUAAUGCCAAUGUAAAACUAAAUCAAUGAUUUUUAAUUAUUGUUAAAAGACUUUCAAAUAACUGCAGUGUUUCGUAUUGAUCAUCUUACUGCUGUUUUGUGUUGACACAUGCUUGGUGUCACAAUGACAAUGCCUCGGACUACUUUAACUUCACGACUUCAUGAUCAAUGUAUGAGUAUGUGAUUCUCUUCCCGUAGUGUAUUUGUGGCGUAAUUAUAUCAUGGUGCUAACAAAAUAGAUACACUGUCUUCCCAUUCAUUUUUACACCAUGCCCCGAGGGAUCACAUACAAUGUUAUAUUUAUAAGGCACCCCCCCAAAAAAAAAAAAAAAAAACAAACCCAAAACAAAACAACUAACAACUGGGUGGGGGUGGGCAUGAGAGAAUAAUUUCAAAUUAAGAUUCACAAUCAUAUGAUAAAACUUACAAUUAAUAAAUAUAUUUGUAUUUCAAGAUAUUGGGGGAGGGGGGAAUAAAGUGGUUAACUUUAAAAAUAAAUCAUGGUUUAACAUUACCCCCCCCCCAGCCCCUUCCCUUCCAAAAAUAAUAAGAAAUGCUUUACAUGCACUUUGCCACAUACGCGUGGACCUUACUCAAUAUCUUCCCAAGGUAAUAAACGAAUUUUUAAUAGUUUUCAGUUUUAACACGAGUAUAACAUUAAAUCUACAAGUACCGGUUAGGCCAAAAAGUUAAAGACUCGCAAAGACCAUAGUUUGGCUACUGUAAAUCGCUGCGGUGUACGCAGGCCACAGACCAUGAUUUAGCUAGGUACACCGCCGCGGUGUACGCAGGCCAAAGUCAAUAGUUUCGCUAGGUACACCGCCGCGGUGUACGUAGUGCCGGCCUAAUUUUUUACAUUCAUUUUCAUUUUACAGUUAUUUAGAGUUGGAGCAAAUUUACCCAAAUUUCAAAUAAAAAAAUGAAACCAGAAUCAACUUUUUAGCUUUAGAACCUAUUGAGCUAAGAAUUUUUAAAGUGCGAAUUCGUUUGGUAUUUAUUUACUAUGGUUAUGGACAUGGACGAAACCUCCACAUUACCACAUCUUGUGGGCAGCAUGCUGGAAACACUGGGCAUCUCAUUCAGCUGAUCACGUCAUGCGCAAUGACUAUAUUAUAGGCAACGCAUCCCCUUAUUACUAAAAUACUGUUAAGGACUACUUAUUUUGAACUUUCAAUUUUGGCACAUGACUAAUUUAAAAGCUUUCUCUGACCAAUGGUUUACUAGUUUUUGCACACAGCAAACCUUUAUGAAUGAAACUCUUGAGAUAGUACUACGGCGCAUUAUGCAAGUUCUGUGAAUGGCUGCCCAUGACAACGUUUUGCACACAGCAAAUCAUGAUAAUUUAUAAUAUGGACUUAACCGGAAUUUUUAAACUCAAAUUAAAAUAUUAUUUUUCAAAUAACAUGUAAGUUUAUUCUAAAACAAAAGUCAUCAAAUAUUUUGAUGUAAAUAGUGGUAAUAAUUAAAUAUAUCCCAAGGAUCUGCAUCUUCCGGCAUUGAAAAGGGGGCGCGUUCCAUACCAUGUCGGAAUUAGGAUGAGCGACAUUAUGGUAAUGCGGGUUAUUGGGACAAGCUGUAGCGAUCGUUGGACACGACCAACAUAAAGGAGAAUUGGCAUACAUAUACAUCAUUAUAUGAUGCUUCAUAGAAUUUAAUAUGAAAGUCAUGAUUUUUACAUUUUUGAAGGAAAGAUGCCUUAUGGAUACCAUAUGAAUUUCUAAAACUUAGAUCAAUCAAUCAAACAAGGCAAAACAGUUUGUUACUGUAGGUCAAGACGUCCCCUAAUGUGAACAUAUGGAAGGAUACCACAAUUUUAUGACAAAAUUGUCCUUUUAUUAAAGGAAAAUCACCAGUGUCCAAAAAUUUAAAAAUUGGAUUAUUCUGUGCCGUCGCCCAUUUCCUAUACAAAUUUUGAAGUAGGCUCCCUUGCUUUACCGAAGUGCCUAAUAUAGGGUUAAAGUCAAAAGGCACUUUCACUUACUUAAUUAUUAGUAGGCAUUAAUAUUAUGACCAUAGGUAUAAGGUAAGAUAAAAUUCUUCAUUGAUCCAAAUAAAUAGUAAUAAUGUCUUUUGAUUACAAGGUACAUAUUUCACCAUAAUUUUGUUCAUUUUCAGCACAUAAAUAAAUAUAUAAUUUAUAUUUUAACAAAUACUGUAUUUUACAAUCAAAACAAUUCAAACACAAGACAUCUCUAGUAUUUCUCUAGCAUAGUUAUCAGCCAUCAAUGAACUUCCUUAGUAGGGAGAAUUAUGAUUGUGACUUAAUUAGUAAUCAUUUAGAAUGGAUAACCGUUAGGAGGAGCAUGCUGGAAAAUUUAUACUGACUGGGACUGUGGAACAAAAUAAUUUUUAUUAUAAAUUAUUAUAUCUUUCAGUCCUUACUUAAGAAGUUACUUUAAUUGAAAGAAUUCACCCUGAUUGAGCUGAUCUUUUAUCUGAUGAAGAGGGUGUGAUGCAUCUUAAAAUAAUUUAUCUUCAAAUUAAAAUAGUUGUUCAAGCCAAAAUUAAAGGAUGUUUAGUUUGUGUGAUAUUACUAACUUUCUUGAAUAGUCUAUUUAAUCGGUGUUUGGUGUAAGACGAUGAAUUCCAACACAAGUUCCUACUCCUAAAGAAUAUCUGCAAGGGGUGGUGGCUGGGUUGAGAGUGGUUUAAGAGCUUUACUGACAUUGAAGGGUGACAUUGCUUCAACCUUUUAAACUUUCCCUUCUCCUCACUCACAUCAGUGACAGAAAUUGUAAUCCCAUCCUCUAUUCAUUAGAAAAUCCUUUUCUCUCUCUUAUGUGUCCUUUCAUUUGCCAUACCCUAUUGCAGUGUCUAUAUCCAGACCUGUUUACUCUUACGAUUUUGGCGUACAAUGUACGAUUUUGAGGUGUUAGCAUGUAUACUGUAUGUUAAUUUUUUCCUAUAAAUAUAAGGUAUUGAACGAUUUUGUGAUAAUAUUGUACGAUUUUAAGAGUUUGAGAGUAAACAGGUCUGUAUAUCUCAUGUAAAUUAUGAUGUUUGCUGUCUCUUCCUGUCUCCAAGUUUCUCUACAUAGCAUCCCUUGUCUUUUUCUGCUAAGGCUAAUGUCUUCACUUCCUUGGCCUUUAGUCUACAGGCACAUUAAGGGCCUUUUUUGGGCCUAAAUAAUUUGUGUAGUUGCUCUUUUAUGUAGAUUUGGAGUCUAUGGAUCUUUGACUCUCUUUCUGGUUAGUCUUAUUGUCUUCAAUUUAAGCUUCUUUUAUUUAUCAAACCACUGUAUCAUCUCAUUUUCUCUAUAUUCUCUUCCCUGCUUCUACCUGUUUUGUAUGAGUCAUAUCCAAGGGCGCUGAAUCUGUUGUUUUUUUUUUGGGUAAUUUAGCCAAACUAAGACUUACCGUGUCGAGAUAAUGCUACCUACUGUGUGACUGUACCAAAUUCUUGCCUUCUUGAGCUAGAGUUUUAGCUUUAACACUAAAUGGUUGUGGUCAUGUCUGAUAUCGCUCUCACAUCCCAAAGGAACGCCAUUAUUUUCUUUCUUUUUUUUAAAUAGAAGAAAAACGUUGUUCUUUCCCUAUUGUUGUUAUAAUCUCCUAUUAAGCCUUGCUUUUCAAAAAAUUAUUUCUCUCUCUUCAUUUUUGAUAGCUAAUUAUUUGGAAUUAUAGUAGAUCGUAUAGUAAUUGGUUUGUUUAUCUUAGCCCUUUGGAUUAACGAUAUAUUGAAUGAGAAUGUGUAUACCUUCCCACAGCUGAUUAAAAUAACAUUGUACAUCCGUAACUGGUAGAUCAGUCUAAUACCACAAAACCUAUUUCCAGGGUCUCCAAACUAUGGCUCAGGGUUUGAAUCUAAUACUCAUGAUUCCACUUGCUAAGAAUAGAUUUGCCCAUGAAGGGCUUUGGUCUGCCUCACCGCUUCCUUCCCCUCAGACCUAACUGAUGCUUUUCUUUUCCAUGCUUAUAUUCCCAGCUGCUGCAGAUCUUUUUCCACAUCAUCCAUCCCUCUAAGCCUAGGUCUGUCUUUGAGCCGUUUUCCCCUGGGGUUUUGAUGGUGCACCCUGGUCACUCCUUUGUCAUUUGGCAUUCUUUCUAAGUGUCCUGUCCACUGUGGCCUACCCUUUUUUAUUUCUGCUACUAGCCUGUGAUCCUGAUAUAGACUGAACAGUUCCUCGUUGGUUCGUAUUCUCCAUCCAUAUUCAUCCUGUCUUGGUCCAUAUAUUUUCAGGAGAACUUUUCUCUCCCACCCACAUGUAAUAAGUUUUCUGCCUUUUUAAUGAGUCCAAGUUUCACUUGCAUAUGUUACAACUGGUCUGAUAACAAUUUUAUAUAAAAUUCUCUUUGUUUUUCUUGUAACGAUUUAACUUUUGAGUAUUUUGUGACCACUUAAGUAUGCCCUGUUUCCAGACAAUAUUCUAACUUUUACUUCUGUAAGUAAUUCAUUUCUAUCAAUUAAUAAAUAUCCUAGGUAGUUAUACCGAUUUACUUUUUCAGAAGGGUGAUUUCUAAUUUUAAUGGUUUCAUCUCUCUGUUCUUUUUUUAUCAUAGUCAUGUAUUUUUUUUUUGUUGUUGUUGUUGUUCACUUCCAUCAGUGCUUGUGAUGGGUUUUUUUAAUUCAAUAAAGGCUUUUGAUAUGUCUUUACUACUUUUCCCUAACUGGUGCAUGUCAUCAGCAUAUGCAAGUUAGAGUUGAUUGUAGAGAGUUUUUAUUGGUGAUGGGUCUUAUGUCUCCCUCAGGUUCCUCAGGUGUCAAUAUGUGUUUCUUUGGGUUUUUUUAAUUCAAUGAAGGCUUUUGAAAUGUCUUUACUACUUUUCCCUAACUGGUGCAUGUCAUCAGCAUAUGCAAGAUACUAAAGGGGUUGAUUGUAGAGAGUGUCUAUUGGUGAUGGGUAUUGGGUCUCCCUCGGGUUCCUCAGGUGUCAAUAUGUGUGUUUCUUAUAACUUAUGUUAGGUUAAAUAGCAUACAAGACAGUGAAUCUCCUUGUCUUAGGCCUCAUCUAAUCUGAAAUCCUUUGAAUAUUCUCCCCAAACCUUGAUUUUGCCUUUAGUGUUGUUUAAUGUUACAUAUAUUAGUCUUGUCAUUUUGUUGGGUAUGCCAAACUCCUGCUGAGUCUCAAAUAGAUAUUUUCUUUUGAUGCUAUCAUAUACCAUUUUAUAGUUCACAUAGAGUUGAUGUACUGGGAUAUUAUAUUCAUAAAAUUUCUCUAAUAGGCAUCUGAUUGUAAAAAGCUGAUGAGUCGUUGAUCUGUUUUGCCUAAAUCCACAUUGGUAGGCCUCUUAGUAUUUGUUCAGUGUACAGUUGUAGACAUUUGGCAAUUGCUUUUGCCAGUAUUUUGUAUGUAACAUUUAAUAAGGAAAUUCCUCUGUAGUUUUUGUAUUGAAGUUUGGAACCUUUCUUGUCUAUUGGCAUUGGGGUUAUUAGUGCAGUUUCCCAUUCUGUUGGAAUUUUCUCUUCCUUCCAAAUUGUAGUUAAAAGUUUAUGUAUCUGAUUGUGUAGUUCUCUUCCUCCAUGUGUAAUAAGUUCUCUGCUGUGAUGAGGUCUUCUCCAGGGGCUUUGUGGUUUUUAUUAAAUUGAUUACUUCUGUAGUUUCUUCCAAAGUUGGGGUGUUUAGUGUUGGUUGAUAAUCCUCAUCUUGUCCUUUGCAUUUAGUAUGCCCACAAAAUAUUCAGCCCACCUUCCCAGUUCUUUACUAUUUUUCCUAAUGAAUUCUUCAUCAUGGCUCUCACACGUUUGAGGUCUGGCUUCAUAUCCAUUCUUUUCAUCUUUUAUCUUCAUAUCCAUUCUUUUCAUCUUUUAUCUUCAUGUACAUUCCUAUGAUAUUUCCCUCUCUUGAUAAGUCUUCUAUUUCUUUUAGUUUAGCUUUUUCUCAUUCCCUUUUUUCUUCCUACACAUUUUUUGUCUUUCCUUCUGUCUUCAUUGUAUGUUUGUCUUGUCUUUCUGGCGUCCCUUGGUAUCAUGGUCAUUUUUGCCUUGUUCCCUUUUUUUUUAACAGUCUCUCUACAUUCAUUACAAACCCACCAACAGUAGUUUGCUGAAGUCCUACUAAUUUUUCUGCUGAUCUUUUCAUAGCAUUUUUUGUAUCAUAUCCCACUGUUCAUUUAGGUUCUUUUCCCUGUUUAUUUCCUCCUGUGAUGCUCUGAGCUGUGCAUCUACUUCAUUUUGGUAAGCUUUUGCGGUUAGUAGGUCUUUAUUAAGUUUUUAGUAAUCAUAUAGUUUUUCCCUUAGAUUUCGGCAAUUGUGAAUUAUGCUUAUUCUCUGCUUAUAUUAACUCUUACAAGUAGAUGGUCAGAGUUUGCAUCUGCUCCUCAAUAGCUUCUUAUGUCUAGUAUGUCUGAUCCAUGCCUCUGAUUGAUUAUAACAGGAUCAAUUUUGUUGCGGAUGAUUCCAUCUGGUGAGUCCCAAGUAAUUUUAUGUAUAGUUUUGUGUGGAAACUUGGUGCUGCUAACUAUCAUCCCUUUCCCUGAAGCCAAGUCUAUGAGUUGGAUCCUAUUGUAAUUAGGGGUGUGCCGGACCCCGGUCCGGAAUCCGGUUCCGCCGGAUUUUGCACUAUCCGGUGAAAUCCGGUUCCGCCGGAUUUACAUGUAUCCGGAACAACCGGAUUCCGGAAUCCGGAAUAUACCGGAUUUCGGAAUUUGCCAUAUUUUGUGACUCACCGGAUCAUAAUCUGAAAUAAAAGUAAUUCUCUUUCCCGAUUUCCACACGAUCACGAUACAUUAAUCGAUUGUUUCGAGCGUUGAGCUUGUUUAAUGUUUAAUAUUCCGUACAUACCAGAGGCUAGAGUCAGCACCGCUAAUAGUGGCAAAUAGUGUAGGGACUUUGAUAAGAAAAUUUAAACUUUUUGUAAAAAUAAACCAAUGGCAUAGUUGAAAAGAUGUAAUUUUUUAAAGAAUUAUAACACCAAAAUCAUAUUUUUAGCUGUUGUAGUUUUAAAGUUAUGAAUUUUUAAAGUACGACUUGGUUUGUCAUUUUUUAACAUGGACUGCAUCUCCACAUUCUGUGAUCUCAUUCCGCCAAUCCCGUCAUGCGCAAUGACUAUAUAGUUUAUAUAAGGCAACGCAUUCCCUGCCUUAUCACUAAAAUACUAUUUAGACUUAGUUUAAACUUUCAACUUUGGCACAUGAAUAAUUAAUUAAAGCUUUCCCUGACCAAUGGUUUAAUAGUUUUUGCACACGGCAAACUCUUAUGAAUGAAACUCUGAGGUAGUACUACGAUACAGUUAUGCAAGUGGCUGUGAAUGGUUGCCAAUGACAACGUGUUGCACACGGUAAAUUCUGAUCAUUUAUAAUAUGGAUUCUACCGGGUUGUUAAAGCUCAAAUUAAAACAUUCCAGUUUAAAUGUCUUUAAAUGCAUUCUGAAACACAAGUUAUCAAUUAUUUUGAUGUAAAUAGUGAUAAUAAAUUAAUAUUUCCUAAGUAUCGUCAACUUCCGCCAUUAAAAAGGGGGGCGUGGCCAACCCCAUGGCGAAAUUAGGUUGAGCGAGCUGCAUGACCUGCUGCGAACGCGUAGAAACAUGGCGUCUCUCGUAAGACACUUAUCCAAAUGGAACGGAACUCAAAUAUAUAUCGAAAGUACUAAUUUAAUAAUAAAUAGACACACACAUCGGAAAAUUAAAAACUCGGAUUUUUUGGCGCCGAUUGCGAAUUCCCAUACACAAAAAGUAGUAGUCCACCUUGACUUACCGAAGUAUCUACCAAUAGUACCAAAAUCCGGAAUCCGGGAGAAACCGGAAUCCGGAUCCGGCGGAUUUCGCAUAAGAAAAUCCGGAUCCGGAUCCGGUUGGAAAAAACGGAUCCGGCACACCCCUAAUUGUAAUUGGAUUCUUCAACGCUCCUUGCCAAUAGUUCUCAUAAACAAUUUUUUUUUGCCUAGCUUUGCAUUAAAGUCACCAAUCACUAUUUAAUAUCAUGUCAUGGUGCCUCAUCAUAGAUCUUUUCCAGUGUCUCAUAAAAGUAUUCUGUUAUAUGGCCUCCUGUAUCUUUGGUGGGAGCAUGAACAUUUAUAAAUGUUAUAUUAAACACUUUUCCUUGCUCACUCAAAGAGCAUAAUCUUUCAUUUUCUUUUCAUUUUCAUAAAACCUAUGACUGCACUGACCACUUCUCUCUUCACAGUUUAUCCAGUUCCAAGAGUGUUAGUGUUGUUGCUACCAAAAAGUAUGGAGUAGUCUUGAGGAUAUUUGCAUUCUUCCAUCAAAUUUCUUGCAAUGCAGCAAUAGAGAUUUUAUAUUUAAUUAUUUGAUUUAUUAGGUUGGCUAAGCCUCCUGCUCCAAACAAGGCUUAGUUCAUUCCAAGCCACAAUCCAAAAAUCAUGUCCUCAUCCAGACAUAGGUCGAUUUCCAUUAGAAUCAGUCCAGAUUUUAUUCUAUUGUUUGGCUUUCGUAACUUUUAUUUUUUACAUGGUCGGGCUGUUAACCCUGUGCACAACCGCCUGAGGGCUGCCCCUUACAGCCUUAAUUUCUGGGUAAGGUUCCCUAGCCUUUGUGGGUUUCUCCACGUCCUACAACAACAAGGUAGUAGUUUCUGAUUUUGGUCCACCCUGGGUAUUUUAUUUACCCAGUACUCACCAUAUCUGGUGGCCUUUUACCUAUCCGGCACCUGGAAUUGGCUAGAUGGAAGAUCAGUAUCGACGCACAUGAUUUGACACUUUAAUACAAUAAAAUUUUAAAGUACUCAUCCCCGUGGAUUAAUAAUCAUAUGCUGCUUGAUGAAUUCUGCUUCAGCACCACACAUUGAAUAUUUGGCAAUGCUUUCAAUUAAAUAUGCAUAUUUACACACCCCUCCCCUUAUGGACUGUCCCAUUUUCACCCAUCCCCUCUAUAUCCUACAUUUUAAAUAGCCACUCCAAUUGGCAACAGUCAUUUAAGGCUCACUUGUAUUUAUGCCUCACUAACUAGAGUAUAGUCAUUAAAUAGCAUAAUUAUAUAACACCUAGGGAGGUAAAUUACAUUUGAGAUCAAAAGAAGCUGGCCCUGCUUCAUUUAGGUUUCCUUUUGCAACUCAAAUUACAAAGACAUUUUUGGUCACCACAAAAUUUAUAAUUAUUAGUUUUCAGAGUGAUUGAUUGACAGUAUUGAAUGUAUGAGUAAUAUUCAUGCACAUGAAAUCUAUUUUAAUGGCAUAAACAAGGUAAAGCACAAAGUACAUGAUGGAACAGACCCAUCGCCUAGAAAUUACUAACAACAAUAUAACCAUGAUAAUUGCUUCAGGUUUGGUCAAAUAAACCUGAAAUUGUACUUACUCAAACUAAUCAAUUUUUAGUCCAUGCUAUUUUGAAAUUCAUUUCAGAGCUAAUUUUCAACCCAAGUACAAAUCUCUACUAAAAGUGUGAAAUAAAUGUCUGACUAUAGAGGACGAGGUAGCCGUGGAGGUGGCCGAGGCAGGGGACGUGGAAUGCCAAGAGGUGGUCCACGUGGAAGUAGCAGAGGAGGUUAUUCCUCUGAACGUGAAGGGGGAAGAGGAGGAUAUAGAGGCCGUGGAGAUGGGUUUUCUAGAGGAAGAGGUGGACCUCCAAGGUAAUUAUCUCCAGCUCAAAGAUUUUUUUUCUUUCUCUCUGUUCAAGUUCAACAAGAAAAAAUUGUGGCUUUCCAUUUCCUGACUUUUUUUAAUAUUGUAUUUAAUUUGAAUCAUGGGCAGAUCUAGGAUUAGUCAGGCCUUUUUUUAAAGAGUUUGAGCUGAGCCAAACUGUUGAGGUAAAUAUUUGAAACAAGGUAUGGGGAGAAUCUGAAAAUAGGAAGCAUCAAAACAACGUAUGUGUCGACAAGAAGCCUUCUUUAACCAACUAACAAAGACUAAUACAAAUAUAAGCUUAGCUGAAUUGUUUUAUCCCAGAGGACCACUUAAUAAUGUUGAAAUUAUUUUAUUUACAAGUUUAUUUCCAAGAAAUAACAAAAAUUAUUGGUAUUGCCAGACACUUGAGUCGUGAUGAUGACUCUCCACCAAGAAAAGUUCCCAUGAUGUCAAGGAGUUAUGACUCAGACAGAGGCAGGGGACCACCACUAGGUAAAUAUAAAUUUUAAUAUAGUUAAGAUGUAAUAGUGCUGUUAUGAUAGGUGUGUUAAUAAGGAAUGUAUUAUAGACUUGAAAACUUUAUCAAAAGUAUACCACUAUAAUGUCAAUUUUUAAUUUUUAUAUUUGCAUAAGGUAUCAACUGUUAAACUUGCAAAAUAUUUGGACUGUGGGGGGCAUAGUUAACAAAUUUUGUUACUCUUUUGGUUCAGCGUUGAAGAAAUGGUCAGGUUUAGCUUAUUACGCAAUAUUAUUUUCAGGUCGAAGGGGUGACAGGAAUGAUGACAGUUAUGACAGAAUUCCAUCUGGCAGAUCUAGAGAUCCAUAUCCUUCUCCACCAAGAGAUACAAGCCGAAUACUUGACAGGUAGAUUUCUUUUGAUUAGCUCAAGGCUUUUUUUCUCUUUUUCUAAUUUAUUUUGGUCUCUGUUGUGCUCCGGACCCACACACACGCCACCACCACCCCCCACCACCCUGCACAGCUUCUUAUUAACCUUUCUUUUUAUACUUUAGACUGUCUCCUCCGCCAAGAAGAGAUAGAGACUAUGGCUCGGGCUCAAGGGGUGAUUAUUUGCCAUCAUCGCGCAGUUACAGUUUAACAAGAGAUACAGGGUAGGAAUUUUACUUGUGGAAUAGCUCUAAAUUAUUGAACUAAAAUGAAGUGUUGAAGUUUGUGCUUUUAACUUAGUUAGGCAUGUCUAAGGUUUUGGCUUUAAAACUUGAGCCUGCAAUUUUUUUGAUGACCCUUGCGCGAAGGCUGUACCCAAAUCUUUGCAUCACUGCUGCGAAGUAAACCCAUUGAAAUAAGAACAGUUUCUUUUAGGUUGAUUUGCAGUGGUGUUGUUUUUUGUUUUAGAUUAGAUCCUAAAUUAAUUUUUUUUUUUUUUCCAAAUGAUUUGUUAUAUUGUUUUUUAUUCUGUUGCAUAAUGAAACAAUGUAUGAUUGCUGCUGAUUGCCUUGUCAGUAAAAUUUCUGUGCACUUGAUAACAUGACCACUGAGUUGUAUGUCCAAGACUGGCAGCAAUGUUUUUAAGCCUAAUUUAAGUGAAUGCUUUCUUCUUCUUCUAUAUUUUAAGGGCCCACGAUCAAUUUAUUGAUCAUUUUGGCUCCUAUGCAUGUAGAUGGGAUUUGCAAUGUUUCUGUUACUGGUGGUGAUGAGGAAAUUAUGCACUAGGGGUUUGAAGGCUUGAGGCAAUAGACACAAAUGUGUCUAGUGUUGUCGCCUCAACUGUUCCUUUUGAAAGAUGGUUCCAGUCCCUGAUUGUCUUGGGCAGGAAUGAGCAGCUCCUAUACUGGCUUCUUGCUGGUAUGAGCCUGAAUUGCCUGUCAUGGCCUCGUCGCUGUCUAUGGGGGAGAGGGACGAGUUUCUGUUUAAUUUCCCGCCUAAUAUUAAAAAGUUAUUGUUUUACACAGCUCCAAUAAUUUUAAUUUUGAAAUUUGAUUUUACAAAUAUUAGGGUGGUGUCACUUGGAAUAAUACAGAAGAUUUAAAAGCACUGCACUUUUUUGGGGGUAAUUUGUGAGGCAUUUCAGAUUUUAGUUUUGCAAAUAUUUUAAGCAAAUGUCACUCUUUGAAAAACAUUUUUUCAUCAAUGUAAAUUUUUGUGCCUUUAAAAAAGAAGUUACAGAGAAUCGUACAGUACAAACUUGAGAGAAGACAGACGUGAUUCUUUCAGUCGGCCAAGUGUAAGAGACUAUGCCUCUCCUCGUGGUGCUGGAGGAGACUUUGCCACUGAGAGAAGCAGGGAUUUUAGAGACUCACCAAGAGAUUAUGGAGCAUCCAGAGACUAUCCACCGAGGUCCUCAGACUUCAGGGAUCUUGGCAGAGAUUUUAGGGAUGGACCUCCACGGGACAGGUAAUUGUUAACCUUUAAUUUUUUUCAUAGAGUUCCUUUUUUAAGUUGUGUGCUUUAAGUUGUUGUAGGUGUAAUGUUUGGUAGCUAUAAGUUGCAUGCCCUAAGAAGUCAUAUAUAGUUGAUGUAUUGUUUUUGUAGCUGUAAGUUGCAUGACAUUUUUUAUUUGUUGACAUAGUGAAGUUGAUAACCAGGUUAAUAUUAUUGCCUUUGUAAUUUACAAGAAUCCUAGUCAUUUCUCGCCUCAAUUGAAGCUGUAUAGAGUGUAUGAUUUUAAAGAGUGUAAUAUAUAGUGUGAUGUUUGUGUGUGAAUAUUUUUGUAACGUCCAACUGUAAAUUGUCAUCCCCUUUUAAUUAUUUAAUAUCUUUUUUUAUUGAAAAGUCUAUUUAGUCAUAAUAUUUGUUAAAAAAGUCAAAUUAAAUAGUUUUGUAGAGACAAUCCUUUUUUUAGUGGGAGCUCUCUUUUUGCAGGUUAUCUCAUCGGCAUUUCGACGGUGAUCGAUCAUUUUCGCCAAAGGGUGGGGUCCUAAUUGAAAGUCGGAGUGGUGGGCCACCUAGUAGGCGAGGUGCCCCUUUUGAUAAUCGAAGUGGUGGCCCUAUAGAGGGCCGAGAUCACAACCAUGGUGGGGACAGGUAAUGUGGGUCUGGAAGUUUGAUGUCAAUUUUUUAAUUGUUCUGAAAUAAUGGUUCUUAAAAAUUAAUUAAACCCAGACACUCAAAAGAAAAAGGAUAGUUUAAAUUUUGUUUAAAUUGAAAAUCAAUUAUUUUAGUCAAAUAAAUUUAUUUCAGUUUUAUUAUCGUUAUUUUUUUCCCCACAUUUUACCCUUUUCCAUAUUAUCUAUACUCUUGUGCUUUACUCGCUUGGUGCUAAUCUUUUAAAACAAAAAAGAUAUCCACCUUUGCUUUGAAAGGCAGUGACUUCUAAAAGUAUUUAAAAAUGAAAUUAAUCUAAACUUUGAUUGGUCACCAUGUUUCAGCCUAAUGGUCACGUUUAAAAGGAGAGGUUAGGGACUUUCAUUUUAAAUUCAUGCCAGGUUAGAUUAAGACAUACAAUUUGAAAUGAGGAUUGAUAUAAUGAAAUGACCAGACACAAAAUAUCACACAUUAAAUAUUGUCAUUGAGAAAAUUAAAAAUAAAAUAUUUCAUAAAACUUUCCUCUUAUAAAAUUCUCAGAAAACCAUUGCCAAUGCUAGCUCACUUUUGGGUUUUAUUAUUUGCUUUCAACCUAUAUAUGUAUUUGGAUAUCUACCUUUUCUGGGUCUUCAUUUAUUGUUUAAAUUGUCCAGUGAUUAAUGAUGAAGAGGGAAGCAAGAAGUAGUGAACAAGUAUAGAUAGAAUUUUGAAAAUGAAUUUAAAUUUCAUUUAAAUUGAUUAAAUUUAUUUGACCAAAAGUUAUAUUUAUUAACCUCUUUAUUUUUGCUUUAUACUUUCCUGCAUUGCAUUUUGCCUUUUCUACCUUUAAAAUUUUAUACAUCCUAUAUUAUUCUCCCAAUAUGUAGCUCUUUUUUGUCUUGCCUUUUUCAGACUGUACCCCUUUUUAUUACAAUUUAAUACAGUAAAUUCCUUUUUUUUUUUUAAAUCCUUGAAUUGCUCAAUACUAUAAAUUCACUUAAUAUUAAUUAUUUUGAUUAGAGAAAAAUAUCAAGUAAGCAAUUUUGUAAUUUAAAAAAAUUAGCACUGUAAAAUCAGUUGUUCAAAAGUUAUUUUAUUUUAUUUCAAUUUUUUUUUUAAAUCUUGGGACAAUUAUACAAGUUCUUCUUGAUUCUUAAAUGAUCUUCCUGCAGUUGUUGUUGCACUUAAAAAAUAACACAAAUGAUAUUGGUUACAACCAAAAAAGUGGAAAAGUUUAUCACCACAAGAAUGAAUAAAUCAAAUUUUUUUAAAAAUUUUUUUUUAUAAAAACUUAAAUUGUCAGUGAACUUUUACCAUCUUAAUUAAAUUAAAUUUAUAAGAUCUGCAGAAAACUGAAUAAAAAUGUAUGCUAAAAUUUAACUGUUGGCUGUGAUGAUCUGUUUCUUGCUAACUGUAUUUAACAUAAGCGGUACAACAACAGUUGCGGUGCAGAAAGGUCAUGUAGUGUCUGCCAGUUCUCUCCAGCUUAUUCCGCACAACUAACCACCAUGCCAGAGCCAUUAUAUGCUACCAUCUCCCAUCCACUGCCAAGUUCAUAUAGCAUCUUAAAACAAAUCUAGAGCAAUAGGUUUUUCACAAAUACAUAACACCUAUCUGGUCUUCCCUUUUUACCUUAAACCAUAUCUUCCCACUUCCAGCCAUCUCUAUUCAAUCCUCACGGUUUGACAGGUUAAUCACAAUAGCCCUGUAACUCUUCCUGCUCUUCAAAGGCCAUGCUCGUUUGUGUAAUAGUGCAAUGGUCAUGGGUUUACACUUCAGGAUCCACAUGUGUAUUUAGUUCCAUGCAACAAUAACGAAAUAUCUCUCUGUAUUUGUUCAAUGAAAGUCGGGGCGAGAGUCUAAAUUCUGACGUGUUUAAUCUAUAAAUAAUAUCUAGAGUUUGUGGGGUUUCUUUUGCAUUUUCUUCUCUACAAAUAUAUAUUUCCUUUUUAUUUUUAAACCAGAGAUUACAACUCCAGUAGAUUUUCUUCAAGGACAGAGGACAGAAUAUCAAGCAGGGGACCACCAAGAGAGUAUUCAGGUUUGUCUUUUGCAUGCUAAUUGUAUUUAAGAAAUAAAUUUUACGUUUGAUUAUAAGUUAUGGCAUUGAUUUUUUAAAAACUAGAUUACCAUAGUGAGAUGGUUAAAUUUACUUACAUGCCUUUGUUAUUUGUAUUCUCCAAUUAAAAAUAAAGGGCAAACCCCAUUCUUUUGGGUCACAGAAAAUAUAUCAGUUUUUUUUCUAUUUUCUGAGUUGACAUAUUUAAAUUUGAACAUGAACUCCAAAGGAAAUAGAAGAUUAUAAAUAAUUAGAAUCAUAAAUAUUUAGGAGGUCGUUAUUAAUUGUUGCUUUGCUUUAUUAAGAAAGAUAUUUCUGGCAAGGCUUAACAUUCACUGAUUUAUUGCCAAUAUUUUCUAAUUAUAAACAUACAUUUUUAAUACAGAAGGCAUAUCCUUCAAGGAUAAAACUUUUUUUCAAAUCAUUCUUUAAAAUUUCUUUUAGGUCGUGGUGGGCCAAGAGGAAGUAUGAGAGGUGGACGAGAUGACCGAGGCCGUGGGAGCUUCAUGAAUGGUAAGUCCCUGGUACAGUUUUUUUUUCAGGCUUUACAUUCAAUGCUUAAAAUUUGCAGACAGUAUAUAUAUGUUUUCCCUCUUGUGAACACAGCUUGUAAAGCCAGGAUUGGAUGCACAUCUAAUUUGAGAAAACUUAGAAUUGUAAACGUUCUUUACACAUUUUGAAAUUCAAUAAAUCUUCCAAUUAAGACUCCCCCAUUACAAAACAAAUAUUAUUUUUAAACAGUACUUUGAAUCUUAACUCUGCAGUGGAUGAACCCUUACAUAUUAUGGCAAGGCAUUGCAGAUAUAUAGAGUGUAUACAUUGCAUACAAUUUUUUUAGUUGGAUGCCAAACAAAUUUUGCUUCAUGUCAUUGCACACAUUUUCCUAAUAUGUUGCACAAUCAGAACUUCCUCUGAGAAAUUAGAGGCAACAUUUUGGCUCAUAUGGCAGCUGAUAAAAUGUUCUUUAGUAAAUGCUUAACAGAUAUUAGGUAGAAUAUUAAUACUCUUUUAGCUAUAAUAACCACAAACAUUUUAAAAAAUAUUUUUAAAAGUUCAAAAAAAAAAAAAAAGUUCUUGAACGCUGCUUAGGAGUCAUCAAAAGUAUGAAUAUUUUUUUUGACACAUAAUUAUAUCAUCAGUAAAACACUGUUCACUUAAAUGUUCUUUAGUAAAUGCUUAACAGAUAUUAUGUAAAAUAUUAAUACUUUUUUAGCUAAAAAAACCACAAACAUUUUAAAAAAUAUUUUUAAAAGUUCAAAAAAAAAAAAAAAAGUUCUUGAACGCUGCUUAGGAGUCAUCAAAAGUAUGACUAUUUUUUCUGACACAUAAUUAUAUCAUCAGUAAAACACUGUUCACUUAUCUUAUAAUACUUGCAUAAUUUCAUAAAGGUUGUGUUUAUUCAGGAUUUAAGAGAUGAAUAUUUAUUUGAAAUAUCGGUUAUGCAGAGGUAUAAUCACUCUGGAAAGUCACUUGAUACAUUGAAUUUGUUGAAGUGACACAGCAACCAAUAAAGUGUCCUGAAAUAUUGAAGCUUGUUGCAUUGUCAAAAGACUGCACUGAAGAAAAAAAAAAUUGAAAUAUUUGUAUGAACCGCCACACUCCUCCAUCCGUUGCCAUGAAUUUUUUUUUGGAAACAUGGUCACCAGUUGACAGAUUUUGCAGACCACUCAUGAAGGAACUCUAACAAAAGUUGUUUGUUGCAUUAGUACUUGACGGAAAUCUCUGACAAAAUGUUGGCAGCUUAUAUUCAAAGUGUUAAUGACAAGAAAGCCAAUGAUUCUCGGCUGUUUUCAUUUAAACCGAGGACAUAUCGAUUUAAAAAGUGAGCAUUUAUUUUACGAUUAAUUUGUUGAGGAGUCUACAAGAUGCUAUUUUGUUGGUGGGAAACCAACUGUUGGGAAAGAUUGUUUUGGAUUGGAAGAAUGCUGGAGUGGCUUAAGGCAGAGCAUUAGUGUGCAAGUGGGCAGUACACAACUGGGGCUGAUUUUUUUGUGAGAUGGUAUGAGCAAGCAAGCUCCACCGGUAUUGACGGAGAGAGAAUGGAACUUUUAAUUUUAAUUGGAAUCCUUGGAUUAAUCUGUAUGAUUACAAAACAAAGAGGACUUCAAUGCAAUGAAAUACAUUUUUAUUUCAGUCUCAAAAAAUUGGCCUAUCGUGGUUUUUCUUGACAACAAAUGAAAAUAAUUUUAUAAAUACAUUGUUUCAGUAUUAUGCAAGUCCGUUAUUUUAUUUUCAGUCUUAUAAGAUAAAUAGAAAGUCUUAAAGUUUUAUUUUGGUUAUCGCUAAAAUUAUUUUUUGAAAACAUAACUUCAGAGCUCUUAAUGAAGAUUCCACUUAUGCAUCUUGUUUCAAAAUUAUUUAUUUGAAAGAAUUAAAAUUAUGAUUUCCUGCUUAAAGAUUCAGAAACAUUGUAAAUCUCCCUGAAUAGCUCUUUAGUUAUUGUUUUUUUUUUUUUUUAAGACAGUUACCAAGAAAUAAUCAUUAAUUUAAUUCCAUUAUAAUGUCAACAUAAAAAUAUGUGCAGGUUCAAGAGGCAGAGGAGGGCCCCCAAGAGGCAGGGGUAGGCCUGAAUUUUCAGGGGGGCGCGGGGGUAGGAGAUCUCCCUCAAGCCGUGAUGGUCCCCUUGGAAAAAGACCACGCGUGGAAGGGGGAGACAGCUAUAGUAGGCGAUGAAGACGCAGAGAGGAUUUCAAUCUGGAACAUUUUCAGAGGAUCAUUGGAGGAAAUUUACUUUGGAAGGAGCAGCAGCAUUGGAUGAUACUGUAUAUAUGUUUUUUAGACAAUUCUUUGUAGUGUGUAGAAUGGCAUAUAAAUUAAUAUGUUGUAAAACAGUUUCCGAGGACCAUUUCCUUAAUUGACACAGCUCGCAGGAUAAGAUUUGAAGCUGAAAUAUUUGUUUGCCAUCAUCACUUCCUUAAAAUUGCCAUGGGAUAGACACCCAAGGACAUUACGGAUCUGCAUAAAUCAAUGCACUCUGUUCUCAAUUGACUGUAAACAUAAUGCUAAAAAUUUUGCCACUUAAAAGUAUUUUUUUAAAAUUGAUUAUUUUUACAAAUGUAUCGAUGAUUUUAAAAACUGGAAUGCUCCUGCAUUCAACAACAGACUCUACAACUGAGUUUGGAUCUUUAUCAAUCAAAUGAGGCCAUGGCGGUAGACAUUUUCCAGUGUUUUGCAUGUUGUAAAUGAAACAAAAUUGAUUCUACAAUACAAAUGAAUGUCAUUUUUUUAAAAUUAACAUAAUUGCCAAAACUAGCCUCUAAAUGGGAAACACGUUUGGAAGUCAACAGUUAAGUUGAGGAAUCCUUCACUAAUGUUGACAGGAUACUCCAUACACCAGGCUUAGUUUAAUCAUGGACUUGUAUGUAUUUGCUGUUGUUACGUCAAGUACUCUAUUGUAAAUGUUGCUAUUGUUUUUAUGGAUGUUCCUAUGAGAUCAUAGGUUUUGAAAAAAUAAAGAAAGAAAAUUAGGCGUUGUCAUGUUGUCUUUAAGUGGAGAAAAUGUUUAACAUGACUAUUUCCUGAUAACUAGUUUUCAUACUUACAACUUUUGAUCAAGCAACAUUGCAGAAAGAUUGAAAUAAUCAAAUUGAAAAGUGACUCUAUUGACUAGGAAGGAAUACUAAUGAACUGGGAAACUUAUAAAAAAAUAAUUAGUAGUUCCUAAUUAUUAGUGAUUGAUUCAAACAUUUGCUUUUAUUUUUUCUUAAACAGUUUAUAAACUUAAAUAAAAAUGCAAAAAUUAUCAUCUUUUAAAAAGCGUACUGGAAAUUAGUAUGAAACCAAUUUAUACUCAGGGAUGUUGUUCCAAUGAAAGUUAGUUUGAACCGAAAUAUUUGGAGGGGGGGGGGGUAAAUUUUAUUUAAAAUUUUACAUUUUCUCAGCUUCCCACUCGCAUCUUCCCUUAAAAACAUUUUUUUUUCUUAAAUAUCUGUUGAACUAACUAUCGUUCAAUAUACAUUCCUUGGUAAAAAGUAGUUUCGUCCUAUUUUCUAGUAACCUUUUAAGAGGCAAUAAAAGUAAUAAUAUUGCUUGGUGAGUGUGCAUUGAAGAAGCUCACUGGUUAAUGCACCCAGAAUGGAGUGGCCAAAUCUUGCAGUUAACAGAAGAUAGGAAAAUAUUUCACUUUUUGCCAUGAAUAAGAGGAUCUGGAUUUCCUGUACUUGAAUAUGUAACGCGCAAAACCUAUACUAGAAAUGACAUUUGGACUCCACGGGGAAAAGGUAUAAAUUUGUUGAGACAAUAGAUAUUAGAAACACACCACUAGACAUUAGAAAUGCACUGGCUAUGGAAAUCUUUUCAAAAUAUAUUUAUAACUUUCUAAUCCGAUAGUCAGAAUGACAAAAGCUUUAUCUCACACGUGGCAAUACGACUUGUACAAAGGCUAUGAAUUACCACAAUGUGACAGCUGGGAUAUAUUGAGAGCACAUUUAGUGAUGACACUAAAAAAUGUUGUCAUUGCUCAGAAAUGAUUGAGAAAACGCGUGGUUUGCUGUUGUCCCUCUGACAUGUUCCAAUAAGAGUUCACUUGCACAUGAUUUGUCCAGGAAGUAAAGAAACUGCAAAUUGAAGAACACUCCUUCAUAUAAAUCAUAUUGUCUUUGCAAAAAGGUAAUUUUUUAUAAGUAUAUUAUAGAACAAUGGUCUGCUUAGGGUUUAAAGUAUGAUGGAUGGGUAAGCUCAAUCUGCCACCAAGGUGAACACUGUAUACAUUUUAUUAUCAGUUGUGCACCAAUUGCUGGAAUGGAGGAAAAUGUCUAGUGAAUUUUAAAAAUGUAAUUGCCAAUCAAGCUGUGGAUACUGUAUAAUUUUCUUGCAUUCCUCUCUUAGAAUUGAAUUAUAUUUAGUUCCAAAUAUGGACUUGUUUGUUCUCAUGCUUGUCUAACACAUUGAGAAAUAUCUUUUGGAAACUGACGCCCAUGCACGGAUUGUAUGGAUUAGCAGAUCAUCAAUAAGUACCGCCAUCUAUAAAUGAUUACCAGAAGGGGUUAAAGGAGAUGCUGAAGGACUUAAAAAAAGGACGCCAGGAAAGCUGGUUAAACCUGGGAAGUUAUUUGGUGUCUUGCAAUAAACGAGGUAGGUUACUGAAUUUAAAAACAAAAACGCCUUACUAAUGAUGAAUCUUAGGUUAAUUUAAUCUUAAGAAGAAAGCUAUUUGUUGUGUGUGUUGACGUUUUUUUGGAUAAUCAUAUUUGGUAAUUGGUAAUAUUUUUGGAAGCAAACCCUUGUUUUUUUUAAAAAACAUUGAAAAACUGAAGGCUGCUACUCUUUCACCCUGAUGGAAUUAUCCUGUUUGUUUAUGUUUUAUGCCUGGAUCGUUGAUUAUCAAUUGCCAAAGGAAUUUUUAUAAAUUGCUUUACAUGAGGAGUUGCAACAAAAAUGAUGGAGCUAUUUGGAAAUUUGAUCACAUCUUAAACACAGGAGAAGAAAUGUUGGCAAAAGAUUGUUAAAUGUGAUUUUUUUAAAUAUUUUUGAGUUUAAUGAAGGCUUGUUGAAACUGAUGAAGCAUUGUCUUCUGGAAAAUAAACUCUUGAAAAGCAACCAUUCUUCUCCUCAUGGAAAAAGAACAUCAAACCUUGACACAUUCAAUCUCUUGAGCCCAGUGGAUCAUUUGGUGACAAUAAGUAUCCUGUUGACAUUGGAGAUUACAGAAUAAUAAUUUUAAAUAUUGAAAAACAUAAGGUAAUUUUAAGAUGUUCAAGUCUUGUUAGAUUGUAUUCAAAAGGGCUGCAUGGAUUCCAAAUGUAAUAAAUAUGUGACUUGAGAAAUGACCUGGGACAUGUGAACAUUUUGUUUUGGAACAGAGGCCUAUGCUGGACAUAACCUGCAAGAAAAUAUAAUCUCGAACUCAAAAGUGAUCGAAGAUUUAAUUCGGAAAAUAUUUUCCUGUUGGAUUUGUCAUCCCAUAGUUUGGAAGAAAUUGUCCUGUUUUGCUUCUUCACAAAGACAGAGCCUGGAAUAGAUUUCACCAACUAAGGAUUAAUGAGAUGCUGAAGACAUUUGGAUUUAGAUUCAAAUCUAUUUGAAUGCUCAAGACGCACAAAUGAAACCAACAUCUUUCCUGUUGCAAUUGGAUUUAAUCUCUAUUUAACGCCACUAUUUCAACAUCUUUUAGUUGAACAAAGUUUUGUGCACAUAAUUACAUGUACCCGGUAUGAACAUAUGUUAGACUUGCAAUAAAUUUUUUAAGAUGUCUAAUUUCCUUAAAGUUGUCUUUCCACCGUAAGAUAAAAGCUAUAAAAACACUGAGACUCGGAAAUCAUAUUCAAAGGGAAACUGAAAUCCUAUUCCAAGGAAACCUGAUGUCAUUUAAAGUAUUGUUCAGAUGAGACAUUUAAGUAAAUAAAUAAUUUCAUUGCUGUCAUAGACAAGGUGAUAUUUUUAAAGCAGUUAAUUGAUGAAUUUAAAACAUUGUAUUAACCCUUGUGGAUGUACUUGUAAAAUGGAAUCAUUUUCUCUGCAUUUAUGAAAGUUUUCAAGAUUUCCAAAACUGAAUGUGGUGCUCAAUUCUUUGAAAGUUUUUAAUUUGCUUCUAGUCAUUAAAAAUAAAGACGUUUCUCAUGGCCCUAUAAAAUAUAGCUGACAACUGGGAUGAACUGGAGAAAAUUUAUUGUUAUUUAGACAUAACGUCGGAGGCGCUAUUUGAUUAAUACGACAAGUUAGUGAUUUUAUUGGGUUUUGCACCAUCACCUCUAAAUUAUUUCAACUAAAAAUCAUUAGAGUUUAAUCACUUCCAUUUGCUUAUAAUGUAUUUUGUACUGUAUCCAAUUAAUUUAUUUGUAUUAUUCUUGACAGCAUGCUGUACUGAUCUCCUUUAUGCCGGUGACUCACACGGUUUGGAUCUGAUCAAAUCUGAUGGAAAUGAGGUUAGCAUCAAAGAUGACUUUUAUGACCAGCGCUGGGCGGUUUCUGUCUGUGACAAGAUGAAAGCUAAUUCAGAUUUAGGUAAGUAUUUUCUGUUAAGCCUUUUUUUUUUAACCUUCAAUGUAAAACAAGAUUUCCCACAGCAUGGGUAGCGAGGUGGCAUUUCAAGGGAUGUGAACAAAAGUGACUUCAAGAAAGAGGAGGUAGUGACAUUUAAGUUCUGUAAUAAAUUUGUACAUGUAUUUUUUAAAAAUUUCUUUAUAAAAUCUUAAUUAAUGUACCAUACUAGACACAGGUUCUACAACUCCUUUUUUAAUUCUAUAAAAUGAUUGGAGAUGUAUUAAUUUUCCAAUUUUAAAACGAUGAAUUUUAACUAUUGUAGUGUGGUGUGCGAGGCUUAGUCAAAACAAAUUGUAAUGUGGUGUGCCAGGCUUAGUCAAAACAAAUUGUAAUGUGGUGUGACAGGCUUAGUCAAAACAAAUUGUAGUGUGGUGUGCAAGGCUUAGUCAAAACAAAUUGCAAUGAACUGUGCAAGGCUUAGUCAAAACAAAUUGUGUGGUGUGCAAGGCUUAGUCAAAACAAAUUGUAGUGUGCUCUGCAAGGCUUAGUCAAAACAAAUUGUAGUGUGCUCUGCAAGGCUUAGUCAAAACAAAUUGUAGUGUGGUGUGCAAGGCUUAGUCAAAACAAAUUGCAAUGAACUGUGCAAGGCUUAGUCAAAACAAAUUGUAAUGUGGUGUGCCAGGCUUAGUCAAAACAAAUUGUAAUGUGGUGUGCCAGGCUUAGUCAAAACAAAUUGUAGUGUGGUGUGCAAGGCUUAGUCAAAACAAAUUGUAGUGUGGUGUGCAAGGCUUAGUCAAAACAAAUUGUAGUGUGGUGUGCAAGGCUUAGUCAAAACAAAUUGUAGUGUGCUCUGCAAGGCUUAGUCAAAACAAAUUGUAUUGGUUUUGAGAAUUGUUUGAAGAAUUCCUAGGAGGAGGAGUUGCAGAAUGUAGGAAAAGUUUGGAUGAACUUUUUGUUUGUUUUAAGUACUUUAAGAAAACUAGAGACCAGUAACAUUUUUUUUUUAUAUAUAUAAAACGGCUUAUACUUUAUUUCAUUCCCAAUUAGUAGGGGAAUUUAGAAAUACAGUUUACUUAAUUUUUUUUAAAGAUAUAACAAAACCAGUUAUGCAAUUAAAUAUUUACAAAGCCAAUAUCAAAAUGAAAAGAUUAUUUUUGCUAUCAAAUGGACAAAAGAAAAAUGUUGCUAGGCUAACACAUCAUUAAACUGCUUUGCUAGCUGUUCAAUUACCAUUUACGUUUUAAACAAACCUACCAACCAUAAAUACUUCAAUGGGGAUGGGUAAUUUUCGUAGUAGUAAAGUGUGAUACUUCAGUAUGUGUAUGAGUUAUUUUUAUUUUGAAUUUUUUUAGGUUCUAAUCUCAAUCAAGGUGAAUUAUUUUUAAUGAUCAAUUACAAAAAGACAACAAUAUUUACAGAUGUUACGGAGUCCACAACCGUUGGAGAGCUCAAGCGGAUAAUUGCAGCAAUUUUAAAAAGUCCUUCCCAGUACAUGAUGUUGUAUAAAGGUGAAACACUUCUGGCCCAGGAUCAUAAGACAUUGUCUUAUUAUGGCUAUACAAUGUCUGUUGCUAAAGCCUAUUCACCAGAUAUAGUGACUCUUGUUCUGACAUUAGAUUAGAGUGCAUGUUAUUUUGUUACCAGGUUUUUAUUUACUGUAGAUUUUUUGUUUUUUAUACUCCAUUUUUUUAAACUCCAAUGCAAGCUGAAGUUAAAAGCCAAGGAUUUGUUUUUUUCUUGGAAUAAAACAAUUAUUAAUAUUGAAAUGGGCUCAGCUCAAUUUAUUAGUCCAAGAUAUUUCAUCUAUCUUUUUGUGAUAGAACUAUAUACAUUUUUUACACUGCAUAUACUUAAGAGCUGUUGAUAUCAAAUUAUUAUGCUAUCUAUUUUAUAAAUGCCAAUCUUUUGACCAUACAUAAGAGAUUGUUACUGAUACUGAUAUUAUAUUUCAUUUUAAAAAAUCCCAUGGUUUUGGCAGGUCAAAGUUCACAAUGUACCUUAUAUACAUUUAAUUGGUUACUUAUAACUUAUAGAGUGUGUCACAUUUGCUUGGGCUUGAUAAGCCACAGUAGCAGUAAACUUCCAUAACACUGAAUUUUGGAAUAAAAUAAUAAAUUUUACUGAAUUUUGGAAUAGAAGAAUAAAUUUUCUUCUGGUACAGGCAGCAGUUCUAAUACUAUUUUUACCGUAUAAAACUAACCUCAACCCUAAGAUAUAAUAUCUAACAAAAACUUGGCCUUAAGAUGUCCUCGUUAUCCUUGUUGCUAAUGUCGUACAAUAUUAAUACAUAAUGUCGUACAAUAUUGAUGCAAAUAUAUGAUACUACAUUUGUCUUUCACAUCUACCAAUUUCUUAUUUAAAUUUGUUUUUUUAAUGACUAUUUAAUUUAGCUACAGCCCUCAUAUUUAAGACAAUGCUUUUUAAUGACAUGUAAAUAUUGUUUUUACAACUUAUGAGUGAUAAAAUGUAUUUUAAGUUGAAAUAUAAAUUUUUAAUACAACUUAAGUUACACAUGUUCCAUAAAGUUGAAUACCAUUCCCAUUUUGAUUUUUUGUUAGAUAAUAUUAUAAGUCGACAUGUUAUGAGGUGCUUUAACAUGGCAAUAUUUUAUUUAUGUAUAUUUGUAUUCAGCAAGCUGAAAGUUAAAAACUUGUUAUUAAUAGUAAUAUUUGUUAAAAGUAUUAAAUAUUUUGUUUGAGAACAAAAUUCCACUCUAUUUUUUACUUUUCUCUUAGCUUUUAUGGCUUUGUUAUAAAAAUAUAUUAUAGGUUAUUUUUUAAUUUCUUAAAAAUGUAUGCUAUGCAAUUUUAUUUUUUUUUUUUUUAUAUCCUACAGGUAUAGUUAUAAGCUCAAAGUGUAAAGA